AUGAUGAUGACAAAGGCAUUGCAAUUUGUUGAAGAUCCAGACAAAACGAUGACUUACAAAGUGCUAUUAUCAAGGAGAAUCAUAGAGUUUGUGACAAUCGAGGUAUCUGGCGGACCAAUUGAGCAGGAUCGUCCUUAUACACUGGGAGAUACCAAGAAGACAUUGCUGAAAGGUGGUGAAAUGCUUCAAGACACAUUACAACAAUAUCUUGACGCAUCUCUUGAAACAGUUAAAAAACUUAAAUUUUAUAUAAUGCAAAUAAUAG
Messenger RNA from Funneliformis caledonium, 265 nucleotides. NCBI's taxonomy places the organism in Eukaryota, Fungi, Glomeromycota, Glomeromycetes, Glomerales, Glomeraceae. The record is from the annotation of a GenBank genome assembly.